CGUCACAGUUCUCGGCAGUUCGAUAAUGAUGCUAGAAAACCUUAAGAAAGUCGCCAUUGAAGCGAUUGAUAAAUCAUCUAAACAGCUGUUUGAGUUAAAUCAAAAGAUCUGGAAAAAUCCCGAGCUUGCCUUUGAGGAGAAAACGGCCCACAAUGUGUUGACAGAAUUUCUUGAGAAUGUUGGCUUUAACGUAACUCGUGGACCAUAUGGGGGACUAGACACUGCUUUCCGUGCAGUGAGCGGGAAAUCGCGAAAACUCUCUGUUGGGAUUGUUUGYGAAUAUGACGCUCUACCUGGAUUAGGACAUGCAUGCGGGCACAACCUGAUAGCAGAGAUUGGAGUAGGAGCUGCCAUAGGUCUAAAAGCUGCUUUAGAAUCAACAGAUGUUGAGCUUGGUCGAGUUGUAGUAGUUGGGACCCCAGGAGAAGAGUCCAUGGGAGGAAAAAUAGUCAUGAUCAAUCAUGGCUGCUUUGAAGAUGUUGACCUGUGCAUGAUGGCUCAUCCUAAACCCUUCAACUGCAUCUAUCCAYCCUGUCUUGCRUGCCGUCAAGUUAAGGUAGACUACUUUGGGUAUGCRUCACAUGCUGGUGCAUAUCCAUGGGAAGGCGUAAAUGCUCUUGAUGCUGCWGUCAUGGCGUACAAUAAUAUCAGUAUGCUAAGACAACAAAUGAAGCCAAGAUGGAGAGUCCACGGAGUGAUAACCAAUGGAGGYUCCAGACCCAAUGUCAUUUCUGAUAAAACAAGYCUAUGGUUCUAUGUAAGGACUCCAACUGAGGAUGAAAUGAAUGUGCUUGUUGAGAAAGUAAAAAAUUGUUUUGAAGCAGCUGCUAAAGCUACAGGUUGUUCUGUGAAGCUUGAAUGGAAUGAAAGACCAUAUUCAAAYAUGAUAACUAAUGAGGUGAUGGCUAAACUCUAUCAAACCAAUGCUGAGAACCUUGGCUUAACGUUUGAAUCAARAGAAGAUCAGGAAAAGAUGGCUGUAGGAUCUACUGACAUGGGUAAUGUUUCACACAUAAAACCAUCCAUUCAUCCGUUUUAUGACAUUGAUACAACUGAGGCCAACCACACAGCCCCUUUCACAGCAGCCAGUGGGACAAUACCAGCACAUAACAUGUCRAUAUUGCAGUGUAAAGUCUUAGCUAUGUUGGCACUUGAUGUAAUGUGUGAUAAUAGCCUUAUGAGAGAAAUACAAGCUAACUUUGACAGGGCUCACAAAUCAAGUUGAUUGUGUUUCAUGAGUUAAUUUCUUGAUACAUUACCUGUUAUUCUACCAAUAAAAGACAAUACUUUAUAAAUAGACAAAAAAGUCAUGUUUUUUAUUAGAUAACAUACAUCUAAUUUAUUCACUUAUGCAAAUUAGUGCUUUGAAUUGCUUUGUAUAACAAUAAUGUGAAUACCGGUACUUAAAUAAUUUUUGUCAAYUGUUGCUCCAUGAUUGAAACUUUGAAGUGACAAUUGUCUUUGUGCAUUUGUGCCUAAUCUGUAUUGCAUAUACAAGMAGAAAAUCCUUAGUAAUAGAGUAUGUACUAUUAGAUAUAGAAUAUAAAAACAGUAUUUAGUUGCUCUUUUGUUGUCCAAAGAAUAAUUAUAUGUGCAAGCUUGUAUUUUCUUAGAAUUUAUAGCUUACUAACUGUGUUGGUUAUUGUCAUYAUUCUGAAAUAAAAGUUGUGGUAAAAGGUAA
Molecule: messenger RNA, 1681 nt
Organism: Exaiptasia diaphana
Lineage: Eukaryota; Metazoa; Cnidaria; Anthozoa; Actiniaria; Aiptasiidae
Product: peptidase M20 domain-containing protein 2
Exons: 3
Coding region: 26-1225 (399 amino acids)
Molecular function (GO): dipeptidase activity
Source: RefSeq, a predicted model, not a curated record